GUCUAGAAAGUCAGAGCCACAGAAGUGGCUGAUUGUUAGAGAUCCCUGACCAUCUCCUGACUCCCUCCCUCCCCUUGUGGACUCCUGUCUGCUCUGUGGACUCCCCAUCAUCAAAGACUCUCUGGCUCUCCUUGCCACAGAAGUCCCCUGGCAACCCUGAAGGGACAACCCUGAACAGCAAAAGUAAAGGGAAGAAGCGCCCCUCGAUCCACUCACCAGCCUGCCAAUGUUCCAGCUGAUAGCCACCCCUUCAAACGCUCUGGCAGACGAGCCUGUGUCCAUCCGAGCGACAGGCCUGCCUCCAUCGCAGAUAGUGACCAUCAAGGCAACACUGAAGGAUGAGAAGGAGAAUCUGUUCCAAUCCAAAGCCUUCUACCAGGCCAACGAGGCUGGCGAGGUGGACCUGGAGCAGGCAUCGGCUUUGGGGGGCGACUAUGUAGGGGUCCAUCCAAUGGGCCUCUUUUGGUCUCUGAAGCCCAAGAAGGUUUUUCAGAGGCUGAUAAAGAAAGAUAUGAACAGCCCCUUUUGCAUCACGCUGGACCUGUAUGACUCUGUUUGCUUGGUAGAUUCCGUCCCAACUCUACCCAAGGCCAGCCAGAUAGUACAGCGCUGGUUUGCUGGCCCUGGGGUUCAACGGGAGCAGAUCCGAGAAGGUCGGGUGCGCGGAGCCCUUUUUCUCCCUUCAGGAGAAGGUCCUUUCCCAGGAAUCAUUGACUUAUUUGGGAGUUUUGGGGGUCUAAUUGAAUUUCGUGCUGGUCUUCUGGCUUCCCACGGCUUUGCAGUGCUUGCAUUAGCGUAUUUUGCCUAUGAAGACCUGCCUGGAAAACUAGUGGAGGAGAACUUGGAUUAUUUUGAGGAAGCUGCCAAUUUCCUGCUAGCUCAUCCCAAGAUCCAACGGCCAGGAAUUGGUGUGAUCGCCGUGAGCAAAGGUGCAGAGAUUGCGCUGGCCAUGGCCUGCUACCUGAAGCAGGUGGUUGCCACAGUCUGGAUAAAUGGGUCCAGCAUCAUUCUUGACAUUCCACUAAGAUACCGGGAUCUGGUGGUGACACCUGCCCAAGUGGCUCUAGAGCGUUCCCAAGUCCAUUUCUCAGGGGCUGUGCGCUUCCGUUAUGACACAGACCAUUUCUGGUUCAGUAAGCUGAACCCACAGAGUAUACUUCCCGUUGAAAAGGCUCAGGGGAAGAUCCUCUUCAUUGUAGGAGAGAAUGACGGAUGCGUGGACAGCAAGAUACAUGCACAGAGGGCCAUGGAACAACUCCGGAGCCAUAGGAGAAGCAAUGGAAGGAUGCUGUCAUACCCUGGGGCAGGUCACCUCAUAGAGCCGCCCUAUUCUCCUUUUUGCUUUGCGUCCUGGAACCCCGAAUUGGGUAGCGCCCUGCUUUGGGGAGGAGAUCCCGCUGCUCACGCAGCGGCCCAGGAACACUCCUGGAGAGAGAUCCGGAAGUUCUUCAGGCAACACCUCCCUCACUCUGGAAGCAAACUCUAAGCAAAUGUCAUGACCAUGCUGGGGCAGGGAGUGGGUUAGAGAGAGGUUGGAAUUAAUGUGAGGAUAAAAGCAUUAGUCAGGGAUUUGGGGAAUUAGUCAGGGGAGGGGAAUGACCAGGAAGGAUGGACAGCAUUCUCCCGGCUUUCUUACAUUCCCAUUCAUCCUAAUCAAAUUGGAAAUAAAUGAGACAUACGGGAAUCUGAGGCGUUUCUGACAAAUUUGUAUGUAGUUUGAAAUUUUAUAAAUUAAAUUUUAGUUUAUAUAUUGGAAUACACCAGUAUUCAGAAAUUGUGAUAUUCUUGCAAACUGAUAAACACUAUACUACACACAGAGACACACAGAUAGACACACACACAUACACACACAUUCAUAUCCCUAAUUAAGGAUUCAUUUGAUCUAGGUGUUUCCAAUCCACAUGAAAUCUCUAAAACUGCCAACAUCUUUCUAGCAGUACAUUCUCUGUUUAAACUAUUUUAACUUGGGUUUCAGAUGCUUGAAGUGAGCACUCUAGCCUACUAUUGAGGGGAAUGAUUUAUAAUAAGCCAGUCUGACUGCAUGACAGGCUUCAAAAGUGGCUUUGGACUGAACAGGCCUGAGUUUCCAUUUCUCGGAACAGGGAACUAUAGUCCAUGGAAACCACAUACAGUAACUCAAUAACCUUCCUGAAAACCAGAAACAAUAACUUAGGCAAGUCCCUAAGCAGUUGAACAAUCAAAGUGAAGGUUAAAAAAAAAAAAAAAAAGGCUUUGUCUAGCUAGUCAAAAUGAUACUUUGUUUUAGGUAAUCUUUUCUCCCUAAUUUCUGUACACUUUACUCUUUACUCCGAUAUUUUAAAUUCCUUAUCUAAUGCUUUCUAUAAUUUUCUCAUUGGGUUUGCAUUUAUAAGUCUUAAUCAUAAUUAACUGUUUAUCUUAUCUUUUAGACUAGGCCACAACAAUGAGCCUCAUUUCAAGUUGGUAUGGAUUUUAAUAAAAAUUCAAAGUUACAUUUUACUGUCUUACAAUUCAACCCUGCUUCAAAAUAAAUUUUAUAUAAUAAUAAAAUUUCAAAGUUAUAAAUAUCUAUUCAAAUUAAGUUGGUUUAUGUGUUGCUCAAAUAUAAUUUUAAGAUUGCUUUAUACUGUUCUGCUCAGGGGUUCAUUAUUACAUACAAAUUGUUUACCAAUAUUCUAAAUUAAGCUCUGUUAAUUUUAGAGGUAUUUACUUAUGUUAAAACUGGAUCAAUUAGCUGUUUCUCUACUAUCAAAAGGUUAAAAUAUGCUGGUUAAUUUUAAAAUUUGUUUUAUACUGUUCUGCUAAAUUGUUGGUUUUAAACUUAUAACUCAAGGGUUCGUUAUUAUUUAAACUUAUAACUCAAGGGUUGGUUAUUAUGUAAGAUGUUUACCAAUAUUCUAAAGUAAGCUCUAUUAACUUUAGAGGUAUUUAUUUAUGUUAAAAUUGGGUCAAUUUAUAGUAUCUCUGCUAUCAAAAGGUUAAUAUAAGCUUGGUCUUGUUCUCUUAAAAUGAUGUUAUUAAUCUGUAGUAUAACCUUAGAUUAUUAUAAGCUAUAAACUUUUAUAUACUAAAUCAUACAAAAAC
Meriones unguiculatus (Mongolian gerbil) is the source of this 3063-nucleotide messenger RNA. Its product is annotated as acyl-coenzyme A amino acid N-acyltransferase 2-like. Bases 227 to 1486 code for a protein of 419 amino acids. Gene Ontology annotation, cellular component: peroxisome. The transcript is spliced from 4 exons. The record is from RefSeq and is a predicted model, not a curated record. Gene Ontology annotation, biological process: fatty acid metabolic process; acyl-CoA metabolic process. Gene Ontology annotation, molecular function: fatty acyl-CoA hydrolase activity. Lineage: Eukaryota; Metazoa; Chordata; Mammalia; Rodentia; Muridae.